Molecule: messenger RNA, 1605 nt
Organism: Zasmidium cellare ATCC 36951
Lineage: Eukaryota; Fungi; Ascomycota; Dothideomycetes; Mycosphaerellales; Mycosphaerellaceae
Exons: 8
Coding region: 1-1605 (534 amino acids)
Biological process (GO): proteolysis
Molecular function (GO): dipeptidyl-peptidase activity; serine-type exopeptidase activity
Source: RefSeq, a predicted model, not a curated record
AUGGCACCAUUUCUACAGCUUGUGGCGUAUGCCUUGUGCUCUGAGCAGCGCAAGGCAGCGACUCUGGCCAAACGCGACGAUACGGACCCGGCGAAGUUGUAUCCAGGGCACAAUUUCUCCGUGCCGAUUGAUCACUUUCACAACGAGACGAAAUACGAGCCACACGUCAAUGACACCUUUCCGCUGGCGUACUGGUUUGACGCGACGUACUACAAGCCUGGAGGCCCAGUCAUAAUCCUUCAGGGUGGAGAGACGGCUGGCUCGGACAGGCUCCCAUACCUCCAAAAAGGCAUUGUCUACCAGCUUUCGAAGGCCACUAACGGUAUUGGAGUCAUUCUGGAGCACCGCUACUACGGCACUUCGUUUCCCACGCCAGAUCUCUCGACCAAGAAUCUCCGCUUCUUGACCACGCAGCAAGCAUUAGCAGAUGAGGCAUACUUCGCCCAGAACAUCAAGUUCCCUGGUCUAGAAAAAUAUGGCGAUCUUACGAGCAAGACCACCGCAUGGAUCAGUUAUGGUGGCUCUUACGCAGGCGCCUUCUCAGCGUUCCUUCGAGUCCAGUAUCCCGAUGUAUUCUGGGGAGCUAUCUCCAGUAGUGGUGUCACCAAGGCAAUCUACGACUACUGGGCAUACUUCCGUACGAUCGCGGAGAAGGGGCCGCCAGACUGUAUCAAGACCCAGCAGACUCUUAUCCAUGCGAUGGAUAACAUCUGGCUCAAAAAGAAUCAUACUACCUUGCCCCAGCAGCUGAAGACCACGUUCGGCUUCGGCAACCUCACGCGAGACCAAGACUUUGCAUUUCUCCUCGAAAACAAUGGAAUCGGAGACUGGCAGUCACUCAACUGGGAUCCGGCUGUCACGUCGGACGAAGUCUACCGAUAUUGUGACAACAUCACCUCCGACAAGGUGCUGUAUCCUGCGACUGAGAAGAAGCGCGCGAAUGUCACCCAUUUGCUGAAUGAAGGUGGCUACCGAGCGAACAAAACGCUCGAGAACCGCAUGCUGAACAUGAUUGGCUACUACAAUCUCACCCAGCUGUCUGGCUGUGAUGGAACGCUUGACUCGUGCUUUGGGCAGAACAAUCAGACUUACUACGACCUGGACUCCAUUGCGGACGGAGACUGGCGAUCGUGGCCGUACCAAUACUGCACAGAAUGGGGCUACCUUCAGACUGGAAACACUCCUCCAAACGUGUUGCCAUUAAUCUCUCGCACUCUUGAUUUGGAGUACCAAAGCCACAUCUGUCGAGCAGCCUUCAACAUCACGACCCCACCAGACGUUGAGAUCGUCAACAAGUACGGCGCAUACGACAUCUCGUACCCGCGCUUAGCAUUCGUAGACGGCGACUGGGAUCCCUGGAAAGAUGCAACACCACAUGCUUUCGAAUUUGGUGCGCCGCAUCGAAACAGUACUGCAUCAGAACCGUUCAUAUUGAUCGAUUCCGCUGUGCACCAUUGGGAUGAGAAUGGUUUGUGGCCUAACGAGACGACUUCAAAACUGCCCCCUCUUGCCGUCAGGGACGCUCAGUCACUUGAGCAAUUCGCUGUGGAAGAGUGGCUCCAAGAGUGGAAGUUGCACUGUCUCCAGAACGGCGGCUGCUCGUGA